Messenger RNA from Cuscuta epithymum, 1678 nucleotides. Lineage: Eukaryota; Viridiplantae; Streptophyta; Magnoliopsida; Solanales; Convolvulaceae. The record is from the annotation of a GenBank genome assembly.
CGACUAGUUACAUAUUAAAAAUGUUAGAUGUAAUUAUCUGUAUACAGAUAAUCAAUUUUAAUUUUUGUAAAGGGAAGUGUCUGUGACCUAAAAAAUGAAUUGUCAUGACACUUUCCUUCACAAAAAUUAAAAUCAGUACUUGGACGAGUAAUCGGGUGUCCAUUCAGCGUGCAAUCCGACGUGUACAAGUAUCAUUUUUGAACCAAAAUAGAUGUUUGGUUUUGGAUUUUCAUUUCUAAAAAUUGAUCCAAAACGAAUAAAUCAUACUCCCUUCGUCCCUAAAAAAACUUGCAACUUUCCUUUUCCAUUCAUCCCAAAUAAAACUUCCACUUUCCUUUUUUGGUACAGAUUUUGUGGUUCACAACAUUUCUUACGCAUUUCUCUCUCCUCUGCACAACUCUCCACCAAACAAUACUCACUAUCUUAAAGUGUGUGCUCAACCUAUUUGGAAGUUUUAUUAGGAAUGGAGGAAAUACCUUUUAAAGUAUGCUAUAUAUGUGGCUUAUAUUAGGCAAAGCAAAUUCAACGUUGGAGCUACUAACCAAAUUAGUACUUCGUAUAUGGUAUACGUAUAUAUUUAUCUAAAAGAAGUCUUGUACUAAGUCUUGUGGAUUCUAUCCUCAAGAUCGUGUCUGACAGGAGGUCUUGUACUAAGUUUGAGAUGAAUAAGUCCCUUAUUGUUGUGUAUCAUGCUAAUUCUUUCGGGGCUUUUAUCCGAAUUGUUGAGAAGGGAGGUGAGUCAUUAUUUAUUCCUGAGGGACCGAAAUAGCCACGGGAUCAACAUUUUUCUUAGAGGGAUUUCACGAGCUAUGAUGUUGAUUAAUGCGGCCACUUCGAAAAAAUUGGCAAUUGAAGAUGAUUCAGGAGAGGUUUUUUCAAUUACAACGGAGAAAAGUAAUUUAGACUUUCUACCUUUCAAGGAGGAUUAUCCUCUCUCCUGUGAAAAUACGAUUUCCAUUUCGGGCGCUUUACUUCGGGCUGAUAUUGAGCAUCUUCAUUCAUUUGAUCAGUCCUUGGGUUUGGUUUCAAUCGAGGAUGUUCAAAAUAUUGAACAAAAAUCCGAGAUUGAUGAAUUUGCAAAUCUUAAAGAUUUUAUUCAGGUUGCUUUAACAAAUGGGGUGAAUUCACUUUCUCAGUUUCUUCUUUGUGAAUUUCAGAGGCUCCUUACCUCUUCUUUGGGUAACUUGACUUUGACACCCAUAGACGAAACAAAAGCUGAUAUGAAGAAAACAAGUAUUUCUAAGUCAGGUGAUAGACAUGUUCAUCCUGGAUGGGAAUUCCCAGAUCCUACUUAUGUAGAAGCUAUUGCUUGUGAGGGAUGUUAUGAUAUUCCGGACUUUUCAUAUUCGGGGGAUGAAUUUAUUGGACAUGUCUCAGAGAACGAGAAGAGGGUUCCAAUCUCGACAGAGAAGGAUCUUUGGGACUCAGAUACUAAUGAAGUUAUUUGCCAAAAAGCUCUGUUGGUUACACAAGAAAAUUGUUUGCCUACUCAAAAUCUGAACACACAAAAGGGAAUGUACAAAAAGAAGAAUCAACGAUCGCAUCUUAUGAGGACUAGGUCUCAAACACGAGUGGAGCUUUGAAGAUUAAACUGAGGGCUAUGUUGUUUCUUUUAGGGAGGGUUUUAUCGUUGAUCUUUGGGUUGGGGUUUAGGGACCUGUUUUCUUUUUGUUUGAUU